Messenger RNA from Doryrhamphus excisus (bluestripe pipefish), 6763 nucleotides. The record is from RefSeq and is a predicted model, not a curated record. NCBI's taxonomy places the organism in Eukaryota, Metazoa, Chordata, Actinopteri, Syngnathiformes, Syngnathidae.
AUCGCGCGUGCUUUCCAACGCAGCUUCAUUCCCAGCUGUAGAACAAAUCGACAUCAGCUGGGGUUUGCAUCAAGUAGCACCUUGGUGGCCAAAAUCGUGACAUUUUUAGCAAACGUAAAACUGCGUUGUGCAAAGUGUCGGAUAUUUUUGAAACCCUGCAGAGUGUCUCUUUUGUCGUGGCGCGACACGCGACAAAGGAGCAAUAACAUUACAUCGAACCCGGCAAACAAAGAGGUCCUUUUCUCAACGUCAACAUUUUUCCCCCAUACUCCUUAGUGAUGAGUCAUGUGUCCGUCGAGAAUGUCCACGGUCUAGAACAGCAGCUCGACACGAAAAUAAAAUGGAGGUGCGCGGAGCUGGACCCCAUGGAGUUGACGCGCUCAAAAUGCUGCGUUUGACACUUGCUGUCCUAGACUUGACUGCAGCAGACGGACAAGGUGGCGGCACCAGCAGACGAUACAUUCCUCCCCAUUUACGGAACAAAGAUGGUCCCAAAAAUGCAGGAAAUGCGUUCGUUGCUGGUCGACAGGGCGGUUACACCAUCGCGCCUGCCGCCGCCUUCGGUUGGGAUGGGGGCCGUGGCAACUUUGUCAACGGCUUCCAUGACAACCGCAUGACUGGCAGCAACACCUAUAACCGUGGCCCGCCUCGCAUGGAGCGGGGCCGAGGGGGUUUGGGCGGAGGCGGCUACCGUGGCAACAGAGGUGGAGCCUUCAAUCCCAUCAACCCCGCUCAGCCGAUGGCCUUCGGGUUGUACGAAAACAAAGAUGCUGGUGGGUGGAACACCGCCAAGGAUGCCUAUAGCAGCUUUGGAAACAACAGAGGAAAAUCUGCGUUCUUCAAUGACAGAAGCAAUGCCAAUCGUGGACGGUUCGACCAUGGUGGUUAUAGUGGCGGCGGCGGUGGUGGAAACAGCAGAUGGGUAGAGGAGGUCAGAGAUGACGGUGACUGGUCCAAACCAACACCAUGCAACGAACGCAUUGAGCACGAGCUGUUCUCUGGCAGCAACACUGGGAUUAAUUUUGAGAAAUACGAUGACAUUCCUGUUGAAGCCACUGGACAGAACUGCCCUCAUCAUAUUGAAAGUUUCCAGGACAUAGACAUGGGCGAGAUCGUUAUGGGCAACAUUGGACUGAGCCGCUACACCCGACCCACCCCAGUUCAGAAAUAUGCCAUUCCUAUUGUAAAGUCCAAGCGAGACCUCAUGGCCUGCGCACAGACAGGUUCUGGUAAAACAGCGGCAUUCCUGCUACCAAUUCUCAGCCAGAUCUAUGCUGAGGGACCAGGAGAUGCUCUCAAUGCAGCUAAAGCCUCUGGGCAGGAGAAUGGAAAAUAUGGCCGUCGUAAGCAGUACCCCAUUUCUCUGGUCCUGGCCCCGACUCGAGAGCUUGCACUGCAGAUAUAUGAUGAGGCCCGGAAAUUUUCCUACCGAUCCAGAGUGCGUCCCUGCGUUGUUUAUGGAGGAGCAGACAUUGGCCAGCAGAUUCGAGAUCUGGAGAAGGGAUGCCAUCUGCUGGUGGCAACACCUGGAAGACUGGUGGACAUGAUGGAAAGGGGCAAGAUUGGGCUGGACUACUGCAAAUACCUUGUCCUGGAUGAAGCCGAUCGAAUGUUGGACAUGGGCUUUGAGCCUCAGAUACGGCGCAUUGUUGAACAGGACACCAUGCCCCCUAAAGGAACCCGGCAGACCAUGAUGUUCAGCGCGACAUUCCCCAAAGAGAUCCAGAUUCUGGCCAGGGAUUUCCUGGAUGACUACAUUUUCCUGGCUGUGGGCAGAGUGGGCUCCACCUCAGAGAACAUCACUCAGAAGGUGGUGUGGGUGGAAGAGAGCGAUAAGAGGUCUUUUCUUCUGGACCUGCUGAGUGCGACAGUCAUCCCCAACGAAGUGCAGGACAAUGCUGGAGACAACAUGGAGAAGCCUGGAAAGGACUCGCUGACUCUGGUUUUUGUGGAGACCAAAAAAGGAGCUGACGCCUUGGAAGACUUCCUGUACAGGGAAGGCUACGCCUGCACCAGUAUCCACGGUGACCGCUCCCAGAGGGACCGAGAGGAGGCCUUAAACCAGUUCAGAUCUGGGAAAUGCCCCAUCCUGGUGGCCACAGCUGUUGCAGCUCGUGGUCUUGACAUCUCCAAUGUGAAACAUGUGAUUAACUUCGACCUGCCAAGUGAUAUUGAGGAGUACGUUCACCGCAUUGGACGCACAGGGCGAGUGGGGAACCUGGGACUGGCCACAUCGUUCUUUAACGAUAAGAACGGGAACAUCACUAAAGACCUACUUGACAUCCUGGUCGAAGCCAAACAGGAAGUUCCCUCAUGGCUUGAGAGCCUGGCUUAUGAGCACCAGCAUAAGAGCAGCAACCGCGGACGCUCUAAAAGGUUUGCUGGCGGUUUUGGAGCGCGUGACUACCGUCAGACAGCUGCUGGAAGCAACGCAGGAGGCUUUGGUAGCCGCGGCGUUCGCAACCAGGCAGGACACGGAGGAGCCCGCAGCUUUGCAGGAGGUGGCUUUGGGACCUUCUAUACCAGCGACGGCUACGGCGGCAACUACUCGCACUCGCAAGUCGACUGGUGGGGCAACUAGGCCGUUCUUCUCUCUCUUUCACACACUUGUCACCUCCCCACUCAACUUUCUUCCUUUCUCAGCUCUGUCUUCCGCACUCCAUCUGCGCCCCCCCCCCCCCCCCCCCCCCCCCAUCAACAUUUAGAACCUAUGUGCAUGCUAUUAAAGUAUUUAUACUCAUUAUAUAGCCCCAACCCCCCAUCCUGCCCCUCUACAACAUACACCCUUCCAUCCCUGGACAAUGUAAUCAAAAUUUCUUUCCCAGUCAAUCAGCAGACUACACGGCGAAGGGAUUUUUCCAUUUCAUUUGGCAACAUUCCCCUCCGAGGGGGAAUAUUUUCCUUGUGGCACUUUUCAUGUUUCAGUUGUGGCUUCAUCAUGUUUUUGUUGUGCCAUCACUCAAAGGCACACCCACCCACCCAUGCGUCACCUUCAAGUUUCAUGCAUGUUCACCUUGCGAGUAAAAACCACAGCAUGGAGACAUGAAACUAAUUCCGACAUAGGAACUGGCCGAGGCCACCAUCUGGAAGAGAAGCGACAAAUAUUGCUCUUUUUUUAUUUGUUUUUUGUUUUAAAUUGAAGUGCAGAUAUUAUGAUGUCUGAGAUCCAGGAAAUAGAGCUGGAAUUUGGAAACCUCGAAACAGACUCAUAGGACUUGAUUAAAAAAAAAAAAAAAAAGAAAAACAAACCAAGAUCAUUUGUUUCUGCACUGUGCCUUCAAGAAUUGGAGCAUUGGCUUUUUCUUCGUUCUGUUCUGCAACUAAAACAUAGUUAAUGUCACGUAUAGGUUUAAACAUGUUCUCUUGAUUUCUCUUUGGAAGGAAACAAGCUAGACUUGAGCUAAAUCAAACCUUGGCAAAACUAAACUUAAAACAAAACUAAAACCGUGUUGAAGUGAUCCCACGUCUGUUGAUCUCGUUCCCGAAAGCAUGAAACCUCCUCCUGCAGGAGGCUUCAUACUUUAAGGAACCUGUUCGGAUGUCAGCCUUGUAGCUCUGCUUUGAGCUUGAAGUCGAGCCUAAAAAAAGUCGGGUUUUCAGGAACUGGGGCUGCUGACAGGAGAACCGGGCUUCGCAGCACAGCACUUCAAAUUAAAUGCUGACCUUGCUGUUGCUGUGUUGUCAAGUCCUGUCUAUCAGUGCCUCUGCUUGUUGGGCCGACUCUUGGGAACCCGAGUCCUCCUCCACACACAACCCUCGUUGGUCAAAAAAUGAAAAGAGAUCUAAAAUUCCUUGCUCACUCUAUCCUGGAGAGUCACAUAAAGAGUUUUCUCUUCAGAAAACAAGUCAUUCCAGUAUUGCUUUGGGUGUUUUGGAUCUGUUUUGGUCGGGGAUGAAUGCACACAAGUGUUUCCCAGCAGGCGUAGUGGAGGCUUCUGGGGGAGUAAGGCUAGCAGGCGAAAAAAGUGUUUACAUUAGGUUUGAAACUGUGGUUUCUCCCAACCACACGACGGCGUCGAUAAUAAUACUACUAAUAAUGAUAAUGGUUACACUCGCAUUAUACUCCUGCUGUGGAGCCCGGCCAACUACCAGUGCAUUCAGUUUAAAAAUCCAAAAAUGGAGAGCUUGAUUUCUUUUAUUUACAUGAAGAUCUUAAGUGAGUUAUCAAGUAGGUGAUUAUGUAAAUAGUAGAGCUCUAUUUAAAAUACAUAUGAAGAGAAAGGUGGGAAUAUGCUUAAUACAUUUUGGACCAGAUGUUUAAAUUGCCCGCUGGCUUAGAUUUAUCAAACCGCCAGACCGGACCAAGACAAUAGGGCAUAUGCAAGUGUUGUUGUUUUUUUUUGGUCAAGCAAUUUUAGCAAAGCAAGUAUCGCAAUUCUUGAGCAGGUUUUUAUUUAUGCUGUUUCCCCACAUUUGUAUUUUUUUUUUUUAGAUUGCAUUUCACUAGGAGGUUGUGUUGAGUUGUCGGGUGUUUCGGGAACAAAAUGUUAAAAAGCAGCAGUUUCGUGUUUCCGCUAAGGGGGGCUGUCUCUGUUGUUUUUACCGGCUUAAUUAACUCUUUCAUUUCUAGUCCUCGCGGUCGAGCUGCAGUUUGACGCGGGUGAAACGAUGGUGGCCAGAACAAGUUUGGACAAUGCUGCACACUAAAGUAGAAGAUAGGCUUGCACAUGACAAUCUGUUGUUGAGGACUUCAUUCUUUGUUGGAUCAAUUGCACUUUUUCACCUUUUUGGGUACACCUCAACCACCCCAAACCCCGCCCGCCCUCAUUUACGUAACAUUCAUAGCUCAUUCCGACAGAGAUCUGGCUUGCUUGCACUCUGCUGUCACAAACUCCUCUGUGCCUUGCGAUGAUUCCGUAGACGCCGAAGCGUGUGUGUGCGCGCGCGAUAGGGUAUAUGAUUUCACACCGUCGUUCCUUUUCCGAUGGCUUCGCUGCUCGUAAACGUCUCCACCUGCGACUUAGCAUAGUUCAUGACAAGCAGGUUAGCCUGUUGAUGUUAGCAUUUAUCUCCAAGCACUUAUGGAUGUGCCAAUUGCACAGUUGUUAGCGUGUGUUGUUGUGAGUUUUGUUGUUGGCGUGGUGGUGAAGUGUGGUCCAUUGCAAAUCAUUACACGCCUCAGUUGUCAACCUUUUGAUGCCUUAAAUUCAAGAGGGUAAUAGAAGUGACAGUGGAUGCACGUUAUAUAUAAGCUGGCUGUACGUGGCACCACCUUGGCAGAGAAUUCAACGCCUCCGCGGUAACUAACAGACUCUUGAGUAAGGAAGGAUUUCAUGGUGCUACGCUCCCUUUGCUGCGGCCUGCAGGCCUUCCGUUUGUAGAAAGACUGAGAAUCCUACGUAGUUUUACACAAAUAAAAAUACCUCCGACAAAUUCUGUAGCACAGUUUCCUUCAACGCCUCUCGAGAGGUACGUAUGAGUGAGUGUUUAUAGUCGUUAAAAGACUCCUCCAUAGUGAAGUGUGUGUGUGUGUGUGUGUGUAAGUAAAAGGAUGUGAACCUUGUUUGGUGAGUACCGGUUUGCGUUGUCGUUCACGAUGGCAAGAUCCAGCUGUUUGCACCCAGAGUUCUCGAGUCUACUUUUGCGCUGCUAGUUUGUGUAAUUUAUCAAAAACAUUUUGAGAAAUAUUUAUUUUUAUAAGCCUAGUGCAAAUGUUUAAAAACAAGUGACUUGACCAAAAGACAGUGAACAAAAACACUGGCACAUGAAUGUUGAAUGUCAUUGGUGUGAGUGGAAAUUUCUAUUUUUCUGGGGUAGUGUGAGCUUUUUAAUAACCGCGUAAGGGGGUUUCUCCCAUUAUGUCUCUUCACCGAUACGAAAGCUGGUCGGGCGGUGUGACAUACGGAGAGAAACCCAUUACCUUGAAAGUCUCAUUGGACUCUAUCAGAUCCACCAACCUGUUGGUGCAACAGGUUCAGAUACCAAUCACGAUAAUAAUAAUACACCAUUAGCAGCCAUUUGCAAUUGGCCAAAAUAAUAUUAAUUUGAGACAAUUCCACCAAAUAUGCCAAGGUUUGGAUUAAAUUGUAAGAAUCAAAAACAGUUUUGUAAAAAAAGAAAAAAACUAACAUGCAGUACAAAAAAAAAAAAAACACGUGUCCAGAUUCGCUCCAAGUCAGUUUUUUUUGUUGUUGUUCAUUUGUUUUGACACUUUUCCUUCCUAUGAAUACCCUUUGUGUGAUUGUCUAUUAGCAAGUGGGGAUGUUAAAAGUCUAUAACAGAGUUAACUGUGAUUGUAUUGCUAUGUUGUUGUGAUCUGCAUAUUUUCAGGCACAGCGCUUGCAGCUGAGCGUCCGGCCAGUCAGAAAACAGGCAAACGACAUGUGAUUGGAUUUGUCGUGUUUGCCGCGUUACUGUUUGUAGCUCGUGGCCACAGCACAUCAGUGACAUUUCAGGGAGAAGUCUCCCAAUGCAGCCUUUUGUAUUACAAACGUUGUAUUCCAAAUAUGCUGGCCCUUUUAAGUUGUUUGGAGAGAAGAAAAUAGCUGCAAUAAGCAGACUGAGGUGACAUGGCGACAACAGGUACUUUUUGGUUUUAUCUCACAAAUAUGUCAAAAAUGCAUGAAGCCUGUUGUCGCCACCAAUGACUGGCCAGACAGUUCAGCAUGGACACACGGCGCCGCCAGCCUGCUAGUUAGUAUUUGCUUUAUGUAUUAGUUUAGCAGUUGUGCACGAAGAGGAGCACUACACCAAGAAAAAAAAAAACAAUAUUGUGCAUCCAUUGUGAUUUUACCACAAUUAAAGGUUUGGAUUUGCAAAACUA